AUGAAAAGGUGGGAGACAAGCUUGACGCUAGCCUUCGUGCUGUCCGAGCUUACUGGGAACUGUGCGAGCGACGGAAUCAUGGAGAUGCUGUCACAGUUCAUUGACUUGGAAAAACUCGCCGAAGAAGCAGCAAUGGACACGGUAGACGAUCAAGUCGGUGUGAAGCCGGUUGAUACUGCAUAUCCCGUAGCUUCGGUCGAAAUGGACAUUUUGUUGCAGUUGUAUCAAGAUUGCCGAUCGAAUAAAUCGACAGGGCUGCGCACCUGGUGUACUGGCAUUAAAAAGGAUUCGUAUCUGGGUGACGGCUACCACGAGAAACACAAAUCGUGUCCAGAUGGGAUGGUAACACAUCCAUGCACUGGUCGAGUGCUUCGUUCCAACGAAAGUAUGAGCGCUGAAGACGUUGUUUACUUGUGGCCAUGGGAAGGAAUACGGUGUGAUCCAUACACGGAUCCAACUACCGUGACACACAUCUAUCUUCCAGGUGAGAGCCUGAAGUGUGAGUUGGCCAAGCUCGAUCUCAGUGUCAUGGUAUCACUCGAGCAACUGGAUUUAUCAGGAAACGAGCUAUAUGGAGGGUUUCCACCGUGGCUGGGCGAUAUGACAGUGCUUCGGCUCUUGAACCUCGCAGAAAAUGAGCUGACAGGUGAUAUACCGUCAUCCUUUGCUGAAAACGAUGCCCUCGAGCUUAUUAACCUUUCUGGUAACAAUCUCUCGGCUUCUACACUCAGUUCCUUCGAUGCGUUCCAUCGUCUCCAGCUCCUGGACUUGUCGUCCAACCGAUUUGCGAUGGAGCUGCCAAGAAACGUUUUUGCAAGCAGCUUUCUGCAAACAAUAAAUAUCAGCCACAACAAAUUUCAUGGAGAGCUGUCCCAGCUUCCUGUUUUUGAGACCAUCGAGACUUUUGAUGUGUCCUCCAACUUGUUGACGGGCACGAUUCCAUCGCAAUUGUCGUUGUGGGGCCGCGAAGACCCGCACAAUCCUGAUGAAAACUCGUCCUUGAUCACAGUCGAUAUAUCGAGCAACUUCUUCACGGGUGACCUUCCAGUGCUAUCCAACCAGUCUAAGCUGCAACGAUUAGACGUCCAUGAUAACUUCUUUGACGGUUUGUUGUCUGAUCUUCCUCCGUCAUUGUUUAACUUCGCGAAGCCCUCGAUGUUUGACGGGAACGAUUUCCGAUGUCCGAUACCUGCCGCGCUGCUCCCAGGUAAUCUCAGCUGCGUGUGUGGCAAUGGACAUACUACCACGUCGGAACUAUCUCUGAAACCUCUGGAUCACGGAAUUGGUGCUACCGCACGAAUACCCGCCAGCCAAGCUACUGAAAUCUGCGUGCCGUGCCCCGAAGGUUGGUACUCAAACGCGACAACAGGCCAGAAGUGCUUUCCAUGUCCAGCAGGAACUGUACCCAGUCGAAAGGCUGAUUAUUGCGAACCUUGUCUUCCUGGCAGAUUUUCCAAUGAGAGCGGUGCACAUCUGUGCUUGCCGUGCGCUCAGGGAACGUUUACAGCCGACAUUGGUGCGACAUUGUGCAUUUCGUGCAAUCCUGGACAGUUUGCAGCGGAACAGAGCUCAACGAAGUGCGCUGAUUGUCCCGCUGGAACCUUUUUCGGGUCGAAAGGGUCGUCAGCGUGUACACCAUGUCCACGAGGAACUUAUGUGAGUGCUGAGGGAGAAGCAGAGUGUUUCCUGUGCCCGAAAGGCACCUAUCAAGAUGGGGUUGGAUCAGCUGAGUGCAAGGCUUGUCCAGUAGGGUACAUCGCGCCUCAACCUGGUCAUGUCAAGUGCUCGCCAUGCCACCCCGGUAGUUUCUAUGAUGUCAGUCUCAAGACAUGUACUCUUUGCCGUCCGCGCACAUUUACUGCAGCAGAGGCGCAAAUUGAAUGCAGCAAUUGCGAAAUCGGAACAAUUGCCGAGGGUGGCGGUAGUGACAGGUGUCUUGCUGUUGCAGCUCCCGGAUGGGGAUAUACUGCUGCGGACAUUCCACUGAAGUGCAAGUCAGGGACCUAUAACGACGGGUCAUGGAGAACUUGCCAGCUUUGUCCGCCAGGGACAUUUGCAAGUGACGGAGGCUUGAAGAUGUGCUCGAAAUGUACUAAAGGCAGCUUUGCAUCGAAGUACGGAUCGACAGACUGCGUUCCGGCUCCCAGAGGUUCAUUCGUCCAGCAGGAGGGUGCAACUCGAGCAGAAUUGUGUCCGCAAAACUACCAUGUCGACAAAAGUGGCUCAACAAUAUGUGAACCGUGUCAGGCGCCAUCCUUCAGCUUUCUACCUGGUGGAGACAAAUGCGCUCUAGCCGAGCUAGGAGAAGUGUAUGAACGCGUAGAAUGGCCUCGCUUGGCUUUGAAUCUGGCAGGUUUGGGGCUACACGAUCUCCUCUCUCAAGAUGAUCACGUUUCGCCUAUCGAUGUCCUGAUUCAGAUCUGGACCGGCACCUUGACGAGCUACUCGGGUACAAAUCGUCCACUGCACGUAUUGCAAGUGCAUGAGUCUCGUGGUGCAUCUCAGUCGACGCAGAUCAUUGCUGCAAUCGAGGUAGGAAACCUGUUGGCACCCGAGACUCGAAUCGGUAGCAGCGGUCUCGACAAGGGGCUUAAUGACGCAAUGCAGCAAGCAGCAGAAGGUGCUGAAAGUGCGUUGGACGAUUUACUCGACAAGCUCAAGGGUGCAGCUUCUGGUGAAGGACUUCAAAUGAGCAGUGAUAUUGAUCAGCUUGCAGCUCUGGUGAGGUCAAGACCGUUCCGGGAUGCCUUGGUUCGCCAGUUCGAUGAAGCACACUUGCUAAGUGGAGCCUGGCAGUACAAUUUGGUGAACGUGUCCAUAGUGGAGCCACUAUUCGUUUCGACUCGCGCAGUGGCGUGUACAACAGGAACAUAUUUUACUGUCACUGCCGAUUCGAAGCGGUCAUGUCAAUCGUGCCCCGUCGGUUCAUACUCACCCACUAGUGGGGCUUUGGAGUGCAGACCGUGUCCUCGAGGAACAUUUACUGCAAAGGCAGGACAAAAAGUAUGCAAAGCGUGUCCAGCAGGUGCCGAUUCCGUACCGGGUGCUGCGUCAUGUGUGGAAUGUUCGUGGUUCACCUACGAGUGCCAAGAUUUCUGGCAGAAUUUGGUUGUUGCGACGGCCAUUGCAAUGGGUCUGCUCUCUAUUGUCUACCAGAAGAUCCGUCGACUGUUUGUAGGUGACAAAGCUCAGCAGCUACAAGACGAAAGUGUGGCGUUAAUGGCGACUGUGCGAGCUCAUGGUCGCACAUUUGAUGGCGUGCGGUAUGCCCCUAUGGGUACGAUUUCGGUGGAUACGAUGUUCGGCCUCGUGCCUCGGGCUCAAGACACCCAGUCCGGCAAUAUGCCGUAA
Molecule: messenger RNA, 3351 nt
Organism: Peronospora matthiolae
Lineage: Eukaryota; Oomycota; Peronosporomycetes; Peronosporales; Peronosporaceae
Source: the annotation of a GenBank genome assembly